Molecule: messenger RNA, 420 nt
Organism: Dendronephthya gigantea
Lineage: Eukaryota; Metazoa; Cnidaria; Anthozoa; Malacalcyonacea; Nephtheidae
Product: flavohemoprotein-like
Exons: 3
Coding region: 1-420 (139 amino acids)
Biological process (GO): cellular response to nitrosative stress; nitric oxide catabolic process
Cellular component (GO): intracellular anatomical structure
Molecular function (GO): nitric oxide dioxygenase [NAD(P)H] activity; heme binding; FAD binding
Source: RefSeq, a predicted model, not a curated record
AUGGCAAGUACCGAGGAAGCAAAUGUUAUGGCGAAGAAUAUCUUCGAAAAGGUGGUAGUUGAUAAAAAACAAGAUGAUAUACAGAAAAUUGUGGAAACUGUGGUACAAACAUGGGAGUUGGUGAACAAAGAUCCUCUUAAACAUGGCAAGGUUUUUUACAGAAGUGAGCUGGGUAAUCUUCAAGAACUCACUCCAAAAUUGAAAGUUCUUGGUGCAAGACAUUUCCUUGAUUACGAAGUUAAACCCGAGCACUUCAAGCCUGUUGGCGAGUGCUUACUUUGGACAUUAAAAGUUGGUUUGGGAGAAUUAUUUACAACGGAAGUUGAGAGAGCGUGGACUGUUAUAUACACAAUGCUUGCUGACGUCAUGAUUGAAGGAGGAAAGACUGUGAUGGACGGUGGAUCGAUUAGUGUAAACUGA